AUGAAGAAGGUCUUCAGUCUCUUGUCUUUGGCCCUUUUACCAGCCGUUCUUGCAGCGCCAGCUGACGAGGCACAAGUCGUUCUUGGUGGGAAUGUCCAUUUCCAGAGUGGGGUAUUCCCCGUGCAGGAUGCUGUGGAAGGUAUCAUCGACAAGGGCAAGGAGAAAGUACAUCAAUGGUUUGAAGAUAGGAAGCAGUUCAUCGAGCAGCAUGGCUUAACCUAUGAGCUGGUUCAACACCCUCAUUUCAGUGACUACAAGCUCAGGAUCACAGAGCCCAAGUUGUGUGACCCCUCUGUGAAACAGUACUCCGGUUACCUUGAUAUCACCGACGACAAACAUUUGUUCUUCUGGUUCUUUGAGUCACGCACCUCUCCCGAGGAUGCACCCCUCGUCAUGUGGCUCAACGGUGGUCCGGGAUGCAGCUCGUCUACUGGUCUUUUGUUCGAGCUUGGUCCUUGCAGCAUCUCCGGCGAAGGUGCCAACACGACGCACAACCCCUAUAGCUGGAAUGCCCACGCCAACAUGAUCUUCCUUGACCAACCCAUCAACGUUGGAUAUUCAUACUCUGAAGAUGGUAGCACCGUCAACACAAGCCCUGUUGCUGGCAAAGAUGUUUACGCCUUCAUGGAACUCUUCCUCAGCCGCUUCCCCGAAUACUCUACUCAACCUUUCCACAUCGCUGCAGAAAGCUACGGCGGCACGUAUGCUCCGAACAUUGCGAACGUCAUCUAUACCGAGAAUAAGCAGUUACCUCCUUUGCCCGUUCCCGGACUUGUCAAGAUCAACCUUGCUUCUGUUAUAUUGGGCAAUGGAAUGACCGAUAAUUACAUACAGAUGGCGUCGAUACCUGACUACCUUUGCGAAGGACCAUACCCGAUCUAUGAUGAUCCCAAUGGUGCACAAUGCGCUGCCUUGAAGAGCAAGGUGCCGACCUGCCAGAGGCUGAUCAAAGCUUGUCACGAUUUCAACUCUCGCUUAACCUGCGUACCUGCUGCGUUGUAUUGCAACUCUCAGCUUUACGGUCCUAUUCAACAAUCCGGUCUCAACCCUUACGACGCACGUGUCAAAUGCGAUCCUCAAGAAGACGGCCCGCUAUGCUACCGUCAGAUGGGUUGGAUCGAGACUUAUCUGAAUGAUCCUGAGGUUAAAGCUGCUCUUGGUGUGAACCCGCAGCGCAAUUUUGAAUCCUGUAACAUGGCUGUCAACCAGGCGUUCAUGCUUCAGGGUGAUUCAAUGCACAAUACGCCCCUGUUAAUGACGGAGAUGAUCAAUGAUGGCGUCAGGCUGCUUGUCUACGCUGGUAACGCCGAUAUGAUGUGCAACUACAUUGGCAACGAACGUUGGGUCGAGCAACUUGAUUCCAUCUUCCUGGAUGAGUUCUCUACGGCUGAGACAGAACAGUGGGUAACGAUGCGUUCUGGAAAAGUAGCCGGCACUGUCAGGUCUGCCGGUGCUCGCGGUUCUGGCGCUGGAAACGUUACCUUCGUUACUGUCCAUGACGCUGGGCACAUGGUUCCUUACGACCAACCUGAAGCUGCCUUGGAUAUGAUCACGAGGUGGAUCAUGGACAUCCCGCUCACGCUCGAUUUCAUGGAGUUGGCAGCACCUGUCGUGCCCUUCGGAGGGAUAUAG
This is a messenger RNA of Suillus paluster, 1632 nucleotides long. RefSeq names its product Alpha/Beta hydrolase protein. Gene Ontology annotation, cellular component: fungal-type vacuole. Gene Ontology annotation, molecular function: serine-type carboxypeptidase activity. The coding region runs from base 1 to 1632 and encodes 543 amino acids. Lineage: Eukaryota; Fungi; Basidiomycota; Agaricomycetes; Boletales; Suillaceae. The transcript has 8 exons. Gene Ontology annotation, biological process: proteolysis. The record is from RefSeq and is a predicted model, not a curated record.